GCAAGUCCGGGGGCGGGUCAUGGGGCAGGAAUUGGAUCUGCUGAGUCCCACGUGGCGCAGGUGACGCAGCGAUUGGAUCGAGAGAGAGAGAGGGGCAGGAGUCAGGAAUCUGAGCGAACACUCGGGGGAGCGAACACUCAACAGAGGAACAAAGAAACAUCUGGAAUAAGGUGUUGCCCAGAAGGUGGCACUUCUCUCCUGUAACUGACACUGCUCCGUGUGCAAUAAGAACAUGCGUUACGAUGCAGGGUAGGUACCAGCGGGCGUCGCAGUUCUGCCUGGGGGUUCCGGACAGUUGGCAUCUCCGCGGUUACCAGUUUGGACCCUGCAAGGCAUCAUGGGAAUGAAUGAGCCAAACAGAUCGGUUGUUCUGAAUGGGAGUAUGAACGGCAGCGAGAAUAUCAAGGACCUGUUCCACGAGGAUGCCCAGGUAUCGCAGCUGCAGUCUCGGCCCUGGUGGAAGAUCCAGUUGUUUGUUUGGGAGCCGGUUCUGUUCGGGACGUGGGACGGAGUCUUUACCUCCUGUAUGAUCAAUAUCUUCGGAGUGGUUCUGUUCCUCAGGACUGGCUGGCUCGUGGGGAACACGGGGGUCCUACUGGGGGUGGUUCUGGUUUCCUUCGUUAUCCUGGUGGCGCUGGUGACGGUGCUGUCGGGCAUCGGGGUGUGUGAGAGAUGCAGCAUCGGCAGCGGCGGAGUCUACUCCAUGGUUUCCACUGUCCUGGGGGGCAAAGUUGGGGGCACCGUGGGGCUGCUGUACAUCUUUGGGCAGUGUGUUGCAGGUGCCAUGUACAUCACGGGCUUCGCCGAGUCCAUCUCUGACCUCCUGAACUUGGAGAACAUGUGGGUGGUGAGGGGCAUCAGCCUGGCGGUGCUCGUGGCGCUGCUGGGCAUUAAUCUGGCCGGAGUCAAGUGGAUCAUCCGCCUCCAGCUCCUGCUGCUCCUGCUAUUGGCUAUUUCCACCCUGGAUUUUGUCAUUGGCUCCUUCACUCACCUGGAUCCAGAGAAUGGCUUUGUGGGGUACUCGGAGGAGCUGCUGCGCACAAACACGUUCCCCGAUUAUUCGCCGGGUGAAACCUUCUUCACUGUGUUUGGGGUCUUCUUCCCGGCAGCAACAGGGGUCAUGGUGGGAUUUAACAUGAGUGGGGACUUACAGAGACCGUCACGCAACAUCCCCGUGGGUUCCCUCGCUGCCAUCGGCACCUCGUGGUUCCUGUACGUGGUGUUCGUGUUCCUGCUCGGCGCCAUUUGCACCAGGGAUUUCCUGCGCUACGAGUUUAUGAUCGCGGAGAAGGUCUCUCUGGUCGGCGCUCUCUUCCUGCUGGGUCUCUACAUCUCCUCGUUGGCUUCCUGUAUGGGGGGGCUGUACGGGGCCCCCAGGAUCCUUCAGUGCAUUGCGCAGGAGAAGGUUAUCCCCGCCCUUUCCUUCCUGGGACGUGGGAAAGGCCCAAACAAGACCCCAGUGGCCGCCAUCUUCAUAACUGGACUCCUCACCAUGGCCUUUGUCUUUAUUGGCCAAGUGAACGUGCUGGCACCAAUAGUCACCAUUAACUUCAUGCUGACCUACAGCGCCGUCGACUACUCCUACUUCUCCGUGACUAUGAGCUACAGAAUGCGGCACAGUCCCAAGAAGAACGGGAAGCCCCAGUCCCGGGGGAUGAGCUCCACCCAACCCCUCAUACUCAACAAGUCCACCAGCUACGGAUCCAAUGGAACUUUAUUAGAAUUCACUAAGGACAUGAACCAACUCUUCAAACCCAACCAGACAGAGGUUCCUGGGAGCAGCAGCAGCCAAGAGAAAGAUCUGAAGAUGUUUAAGUUCAGAAAGCCAAGAAGGCCGGCCAAGCAGACCCUGCAGGACAGCUUCCAACUGGAUCUCCACCAGGACCCCGAGCACGGCCUGGAGAGCAGGUUGCUGGUUACGGACCUGGCAGAAAAUGAAAUCCAGAAUCCAGAAGAAACAAAUUCCAAAGCGGAAACUGGGAACGAAGGAGCGGAGCCCACUGAGACCGACGAGUCCGACAGAGGAGAAGAUAUGGAGGCCGAGCAGCCAACAGAGGAGCAGAAAGGAGAUUCCACAGUGGCACAAAAAGUCCCAGAGUUCGAGAUUCAGGAAUUAUCAACAUCAUUUUAUGCCAAGUUCUGCAACCACUGGGUCGCCUUUCUGGGGGCGAUCCUGUCGAUCGUAAUCAUGUUUGUGAUCCAGUGGAUUUAUGCCCUCGCUAACCUCGGUGUAGCAAUAAUUCUGUACCUCUAUAUCGGCAGAGUGAACCCCGGCCUUAAUCCAGGGGCUGCCGCAAAUUUCAGCUUCUUCGCUUGGAUCCGACACGGGGCGCAGACGCUGUUCAGGAAGCCCCGCCCAAAGGAGCAGUUUGUGGUGACCCCUUCCCUGCAUUCUGUUGGCAUGGAGACCACUCAACUGACAGAAGAGAAUGAAGAUUUUGCAUCUCGUGGGCGGUACCACCACUCGUCCAUCAUCACCCAGGGGCAGUUCAUUGACCGGUACAACUAGGGGCCCGGGGGUAUCCCAGCGCCUCAUUCCCCAUCAGUCUCCGCUGCCAAAACUGGGCCUCUGUGCCCCAAAGGGGAUAUUACUGCAUUUUGGGAAAUGCUUUAUCAGCACCACAGGCCGCUGCACCGUAUAGUGGUACUGAGCCCCUCUUUGUGGAAAUGCAAAGUAUCAGAAAUAAGAAGCUGAGCCUUCCCUUACCCCCUACCAGUGCAAUCUGUAGAUAGACUGGCUAGUAGUGUGUGUCUUAGGACUUGUCUUUUGGAUUUAGGUUCCUCAGGGGCGGAGUUAUAUUACAGAACUGAAGCAGAUAACUCAGGGGCAGAGUUAUGUUACAGAACUGAAGCAGAUAACUCAGGGGCGGAGUUAUGUUACAGAACUGAAGCAGAUAACUCAGGGGCGGAGUUACACUACAGAACUGAAGCAGAUAACUCAGGGGCGGAGUUACACUACAGAACUGAAGCAGAUAACUCAGGGGCGGAGUUACACUACAGAACUGAAGCAGAUAACUCAGGGGUGGAGUUAUGUUACAGAACUGAAGCAGAUAACUCAGGGGCGGAGUUACACUACAGAACUGAAGCAGAUAACUCAGGGGCGGAGUUACACUACAGAACUGAAGCAGAUAACUCAGGGGCGGAGUUACACUACAGAACUGAAGCAGAUAACUCAGGGGCGGAGUUACGCUACAGAACUGAAGCAGAUAACUCAGGGGCGGAGUUACACUACAGAACUGAAGCAGAUAACUCAGGGGCGGAGUUACACUACAGAACUGAAGCAGAUAACUCAGGGGCGGAGUUACACUACAGAACUGAAGCAGAUAACUCAGGGGCGGAGUUACGUUACAGAACUGAAGCAGAUAAGUCAAGGUGGUUCUGAUGACCCAAUCACAUGACUCCAUGAAGAGCGAGUUAAGCUUGGCCAUUGGUGCAACUACCUCAGGGCGGGAAUAUGUCGAGCUGUGGGUGGGGCUACGGUCAGGGGAUGCUGACUUCUUGGGAGACGAAGCCAUGAAACUCCCCUGAUCUGAUCUCUUUGAGGAUGACAAAUGGGUCAGGGGAGCGCAACCCACAGGGGAAAUGGGUUUUUUUUCAGAAAACACAGUGAAAUGGACCGGACUUGGUACCAAUGACUCAGACUGAUCCAGAUCUUGGUACCUUUUGAACCAUCGUCCCCUCUGGGAUAAAAUCUUACUGCUUACUGGGCGUUACUGAGAGGCGGAUCCCGGGGCCGGGGGUGAAUACAGUGGAACCCGACUGGGCCCCGGGCACCGUGCAAACCGGACUCCAGGGAUUUAAAUACAAACUCUUGUAUCUUG
Messenger RNA from Xenopus tropicalis (tropical clawed frog), 3821 nucleotides. It is a transcript of the gene slc12a8, whose product is annotated as solute carrier family 12, member 8. Gene Ontology annotation, cellular component: membrane. NCBI's taxonomy places the organism in Eukaryota, Metazoa, Chordata, Amphibia, Anura, Pipidae. Gene Ontology annotation, molecular function: chloride:monoatomic cation symporter activity. Gene Ontology annotation, biological process: transmembrane transport; monoatomic ion transport; chloride transmembrane transport. The record is from RefSeq and is a predicted model, not a curated record.